AGUGAAAACUUGGAACCCUAAAAAUUGGAGAUAGUGGAAGAGAAUUGGGAAAAACCAUGCUUGGCCUUUCUCUGCCUUCGCGUGGUGCGCGUCGUCGUCGGCGUCGCCGACUGCGUCGGCUACUGCGGCAGCGUCAGAUAUCGACGCUAUGGGCACCAACUUAUCAGCCAGAACGAUACGAGAAAUGUCUGUGUUUUCGCGCUUCCACUCACAAACGUAACACGAAGUGGUUCGUUGUCAACAUAUCGAACCGAGACGACGAUAAUGAUAAUGAUAAUGAUUGGACGAAGAAAUUGAGACUCUCUCCGAUUUCCAGAACGAAAUGCGACUCUGAUAGCUCGUUGGUUUGCGUAGAUUCUACCAUCUAUCGCCUCGGUGGAUUUUAUCGUGCCCCAAAAUGUUAUAACAAUCGUCCUACUAAAGAUGUCCUCUGUUUGGAUGCUAGCUCUCCCUCUCCCCGAUGGAAGAGUAUCGUAUCUAUGAAUGUGAGAAGAACUUGCCCAACCACAGUGGUUGUUAAUGGAAAGCUGUAUGUGAUGGGAGGUAAUUCUAUCAGAAACCCUGCUGAAGAUACUGAAACUGAUCGCUGGGCUGAGGUCUUUGAUCCUCACACUAAGAAAUGGAGUUUUCUUCCCAAGCCUCCUGAUGAUUUGUUGCCUUCGGGUGAAAAUUUAGUAAUGUGUCUGGGUCUUGAGGAUUUACACAAGAUUAUGGUGACACCUUACAAUUCUUCAAAACAAGCCUACUUGUAUGAUAUUUCUCAAAACAUUUGGACUUCCAAGCACCAUGUCGAUCUAUGCGACCAUCGAUUUGUAUCUCGUGUUGAUAAUAAAGAUACGGCUGUGUUUGGGAAUACUCUGUAUUGGUACGACAAGAACUACCGCAGCGUGAAUGCGUACGAGUGGGAAACUGGGAAUUUAUUGUCCGGGAAGCUCAAAGGGUUGGGGACAGCAGGGUGGAAGAUGGAGGAUAUUCGGGUCCAAAAAGACAUUUAUUUAUUUCAUUUGAGUGGUAAAUUGUUCUGUUUGGUUUGGAAUGAAGAGCUUAGUAGUACUGUACAUUGCUCCAAAUUUGUAGUGGAUAAAUCAUGCUAUUCCCAUGACAAUUGCAAUGGGUCUCUUUGUGCUUGGGUUCUCUCUUCUCAAGAUUAUUAUCUUGGUCACAACACAACUCUUUACGAUGCUGCACUUAUGAAUAAAAAGUCUCUAUUUGAUUCUGCUGGAAAAGUGCAAUCACAUCAAGAAGAUAGCUCGGCAAUGAGUGUGGAACUCCCCAACUGAGUUGGUAGGGAAGCUGAGAAGACCAUGGUAAGCAAAACAAAAUUAUCAUGUUUAUUUAAGGUUGAGUUGUUAGUUAUUCCUUUGUGCUCUAGCUUGUAAUUGAUCUAUCUAUGCAACCCCAAAAAACAAGAAAAAAAAACCUAUUUAUGUACAUUAUUUGGUCAGGGCUUUGUUAUUUCUUAAUAUUUGGUCUUUCUAUAGAUAAAUCUAUAAUCUAAUUCACAUGUAAUUUUCCCCCCCUUCUCAGGUACAAAUCAGUUUCAUUUUUUUUUUGGCUUGUCGAAAUUGACCUUCCAUUUCUUAGCAUUUUUUUUUGUCAGCAAAAAAGAGAUUCAUUGAUGCAAAUAUAGAAUUACAAGGUGUAUAGACAAAUUACAUCAAGAAGACACAAAAAGCCAAGACAAAAAGUAUCAUAACUUAAAUAUCAUACCCUAGCUGGAUUGAAACAUUAAUCAAAGCCACUCAAAUGCAAAGUCAAAGGCCAACAAGAAGAAAUCAAGAACACACUAAAAAUUAAGAAUCUAACAGAGCAAUCCAAACACUUCCUUUCUUAGCAUUUGAAGCUUAUCAGCUAUUUCAUGGUAAUUGCAUUGUACCGUCUAUACUUAUUUGGUUUUUUCAUAGUAAGCUUCUGAUUUUUUGCACUCUAAUGGUUUGGUCACAAAGAGAAUUGAGAGUAGUUUUGAAGUCUGUAUUGCCUAUCAAAAAAAGAAUUAAGAGGUGAUUGUACUAGCUUCUUUAUCUAAUUUCAUUGGUUUGAAGUUUGUACAAGUUAGUUUGGUUCGAGUAAUUAUUGUGAGCUAGGUCAACUAAGCCUUAAUUUUUUAAUGCCCGCAUGCAUUUUGUCUGUGAUUCAAUUUUAUUAAUCUUUGUAUAAUGUUGAAUUUGUUUUAAUUUAGCGCUCACUUAAUGUUAGCAUGUUCAACUGAGGGUAUGGAUUGAAUAUAAGGUGAUGUGGCUUCUAGUGUGACAUAGUUUGUGAUGCAGAGUGUUUGGCUAUAAAAUUUCUAAAAUUCAUGGACAAACAAGGCAAAGGCAAAAGACACUAGUAGAGGUAAAACAACUUGUGCUUGGAAUGACGUGAAAUUCAGUCGAGACAUGGAAAAUGCCAUGGCAACUAGUACGCAUCGCUUCGCCAUGGCCUACUAUGGAUUACAGUUAGAUUCUAAUAUUUAAGCCUUUAAUUUCAUGAUUUUGCUGUUUUAGGAAAUAUUUGAUUUGUCUAUAUAACUCGGUCUAGACGAAUCCAAUUGGAGCUAGAUUUUUUCCCACUAUAUGUAUUUUUAGUUUCCACAUUUGAGCUUAACUCAAAUAUUUCUAUUUUUAGUUUUUUUUUUUUUGUUUUUUGGGUACCGUCUUUGAUUUAGUCUUGAUUAAGUAU
This is a messenger RNA of Camellia sinensis, 2661 nucleotides long. The record is from RefSeq and is a predicted model, not a curated record. NCBI's taxonomy places the organism in Eukaryota, Viridiplantae, Streptophyta, Magnoliopsida, Ericales, Theaceae.